Messenger RNA from Lycium ferocissimum, 701 nucleotides. RefSeq lists its product as uncharacterized. Gene Ontology annotation, biological process: translation. Gene Ontology annotation, cellular component: ribosome. The coding region runs from base 289 to 675 and encodes 128 amino acids. NCBI's taxonomy places the organism in Eukaryota, Viridiplantae, Streptophyta, Magnoliopsida, Solanales, Solanaceae. The record is from RefSeq and is a predicted model, not a curated record. The transcript has 2 exons. Gene Ontology annotation, molecular function: structural constituent of ribosome; 5S rRNA binding.
UGUCGUAGGCAGGGAAAUAGAUUUUCAGCUUUGGCUUCGGACAAGGUUUAAUGCUUGCAUUAGUAUUUCAAAAUUGCUGCCCCAUGAAAUCUACAAGUUGUGUGAAUUUGCUCGACCUUUCAGUGGUGAUGGCGAGCAUCUUUGUAGCCUCUAAUGUCUAUAUGCAUGGAUAUUUAGGUCGAAAUACGUCUCAGGGGUGGAAACAUCAUUGCGAUCAUGUAAUAGUAAUACACUUUUUUGCCUUUUGCCUUCUCUUUCCUGGAACCCUUCUGAUCGGAUUUUUGAAAUAUGACAUUGAUGAAAAGGUAUGUGUUGAGAUUAUUCAUAUCACUGAAGUACAUCACAGCAAAUGUGGUAGACAGAAACAACGGACGAAUAGUUGCCACAUCAUCGACGGUCGAACAUUCAAUGAAACAAUCAUUGGAGUGCGGUAGAACUUGCAACGCCAAGGCUGCAGCGAUCGUAGGAGAAGUGUUGGCAAUGCGUCUCAAAGUCGAAGGUCUUGAUCAGGGACAAGGAAACGGGAUCCAUGUCAACGUAAAUAAGGAGGUCGAGAAGAAAGGUUUCAAGAAUCGCACAAAAGUUUGGGCUAUAGUCAAUGGACUUAAGAACAAUGGAGUGAAACUUAUUUUGGAUGACAAUGAAAAUGAUAGUUCUCAUCCUAGCUUCCGCUAGAAUAGUGCGUCGAUCCUCCUCUCGCA